Arachis ipaensis is the source of this 2046-nucleotide messenger RNA. It is a transcript of the gene DGD2, whose product is annotated as digalactosyl diacylglycerol deficient 2. Gene Ontology annotation, biological process: galactolipid biosynthetic process. Gene Ontology annotation, cellular component: chloroplast outer membrane. The record is from RefSeq and is a predicted model, not a curated record. Lineage: Eukaryota; Viridiplantae; Streptophyta; Magnoliopsida; Fabales; Fabaceae. Gene Ontology annotation, molecular function: digalactosyldiacylglycerol synthase activity.
UCACCGUUUCGAUACACAUCGAGCAUAUUCUCUUUCCUCCUUUGCGUUUUCAACAUUCUCUCUCUCUACUCCGCCAUUGAUUUUCCACGAAUUUCUCUCGCUAGCUUCAAGUCCCUUCCUUCACCACAACACUUUCAUUCUCCCUUUCUUGUUGAUUUCUUCAAGUUAAAGCAAUUAAAGUGAUUUUUCUGAGGUAGGAUGAGAUUUUGCUUUUGAACCUGAAAAUCAGAUGGAAAAGAAACAGCAUAUUGCAAUUUUCACCACUGCCAGCCUUCCAUGGCUAACAGGAACAGCUGUGAACCCUUUGUUUCGCGCUGCAUAUUUUGCCAAAGAUGGGAAAAGAGAUGUAGUUUUGGGGAUCCCUUGGCUAUCUUUGAAAGAUCAAGGAUUAGUAUACCCCAACAAGAUUACAUAUGCUUCACCCUCGGAGCAAGAGCAAUAUAUCCGUAAAUGGCUCGAAGAGAGAAUCGAUUUUGUGCCAAAGUUUAACAUAGAGUUUUAUCCAGCAAAGUUUUCGAGAGAUAAAAGGAGCAUUCUUCCCGUGGGAGAUAUUUCAGAAAUUGUCCCAGAUGAAGAGGCAGAUAUUGCUGUUCUUGAGGAGCCCGAGCACCUGACAUGGUAUCACCAUGGGAAAAGAUGGAAGACUAAAUUCAGGCUAGUUGUAGGAAUUAUUCACACAAAUUAUCUGGAAUAUGUGAAGCGAGAGAAGAAUGGAACUGUGCAAGCAUUUCUGCUGAAAUAUCUAAACAACUGGGUUGUUGGUAUAUACUGUCACAAGGUAAUUAGACUAUCAGGUGCCACCCAGGAUUACUCUGACUCCGUCAUUUGUAAUGUACAUGGAGUUAAUCCAAAAUUCAUUGCCAUCGGCAAGAAAAAGAGGGAACAACAAAAGAAUGGAGAGAAGGCCUUUACCAAAGGUGCAUACUUUAUUGGGAAGAUGAUAUGGAGCAAAGGCUACAAGGAGCUGUUAAAACUUCUUCGUGUUCAUCAAAAGGAAUUAGCUGGGCUUGAGGUUGACUUAGUUGGCAGUGGAGAGGACUCCGGUGAAGUUAAAAAAGCUGCCGAAAAGUUGGAACUUCCAGUUAGAGUUCACCCGGCGCGUGAUCACGCUGACCCUGAAUUUCAUGAUUACAAAUUGUUUAUAAAUCCAAGCACAACAGAUGUGGUUUGCACAACCACAGCUGAAGCUUUAGCAAUGGGAAAAAUCGUUGUGUGUGCCAACCACACCUCAAACGACUUUUUCAAGCAGUUUCCAAACUGUUGGACAUUCAACGAUGGCAAUGAAUUUGUUAAACUCAUACAUAAGGCACUGGCCUCCGAGCCUGCUCAACUCACUGACGCUCAUAUACAUGACCUUUCUUGGGAGGCUGCCACCGAACGUUUUCUUAAGACUGCUGAAAUUGACAAGCCCUUGGAGAGAAAACUGUCAAGAACUACUUCAAACUAUAUGUCUGCCACAAUGAGUCUGCAGGAGAGGAUGGAGGACGCAUCAGCGUUUGUUCAUCAUGUGGCUUCCGGGAAUGAAAUUUCGCGAAGGAUAUUUGGUGCCAUUCCAGAUACCUUGGAACCAGAUGAAGUGCAGCGCAAGGAACUUGGGAUAACUGAUACUCCCAAGAAAACUACUCCCAAGAAACAAGACGGUGCAACUUCAGAUAGCUUGCAACCAGAUGAAGUGCUACGCAAGGACCUUGGAACGAAUAAUACUCCCAUGAAACAAGCCCAGGCAAAUUGAUAUCGGGAGGUUUAUAAUUCGGCAAAAUUCUUGUUCCUUGUUACUUGGGAAAAGGGAAUUCUUGCCUGGAAUUUUAUUUGUAAAGGUGGCAUCCUCGUAUAGCAUAGGCAGGUUUUAAAUUAGUGCUGAUUUAGGCUAAACCUUCUAUGGCUAUGAAAAUGCUGCAAAAUUAGUUUGUUCUAACUAUUUCAUUUGUUGGAUGAUUGUUGAGUUUCUCAUUGUUUUUAGUUCAAAGCCAGUAUAGUAAAAGGCACUAAUAAAGCAGCCGCUUGAAAUUUUGUUUUAAUAAUAAAGUUGAGUUAGUGUUAAUGGGA